AUGGCAGAAGACGAAAUGCUUGAAGUACCUCGUGGUUUAAUCAAUUCAGGGAAUCUGUGCUUUCUCAAUGCAACGCUACAGGCUCUUCUAUCCUGUUCUCCUUUUAUUCAGCUUCUGCAGGAAUUGAGAACUCGCAAAGUGCCUAAGGUUGGCUAUCCAACAUUGGGUGCAUUUGCCGAGUUCAUCUCUGAAUUUGACAUGCCUAGUGGUCCAAGUUCAAAGAACAAAGAUGCAGGUGUUCUUGAGACUGGUAGGCCUUUUAGCCCUGCCAUGUUUGAAGGCGUUCUUAAAAAUUUUACUCCAGAUGUACGAACUAGCAUCUCGGGCAGGCCAAGACAAGAAGAUGCUCAGGAGUUCCUUAGCUUCAUUAUGGAUCAGAUGCAUGAUGAAUUACUUAAGCUUGAAGGACAGCCCUCGAGUAUUAAUGCUCAAAUCAUCUCUAGUGCAGAAGAAGAUGAAUGGGAGACGGUUGGCCUUAAGAAUACAUCUGCAGUAACCAGGACACAGAGUUUUGUUCCUUCAGAAUUAAGCGAUAUUUUUGGAGGACAAUUGAUCUUGAUCUUGGGAAAGCAACUAUGA
This is a messenger RNA of Prunus mume (Japanese apricot), 579 nucleotides long. The record is from RefSeq and is a predicted model, not a curated record. NCBI's taxonomy places the organism in Eukaryota, Viridiplantae, Streptophyta, Magnoliopsida, Rosales, Rosaceae.